This is a messenger RNA of Phaeoacremonium minimum UCRPA7, 879 nucleotides long. RefSeq names its product putative cell cycle control protein cwf16 protein. Gene Ontology annotation, biological process: mRNA splicing, via spliceosome. The record is from RefSeq and is a predicted model, not a curated record. NCBI's taxonomy places the organism in Eukaryota, Fungi, Ascomycota, Sordariomycetes, Togniniales, Togniniaceae. Gene Ontology annotation, cellular component: U2-type catalytic step 1 spliceosome. The transcript is spliced from 2 exons. The coding region runs from base 1 to 879 and encodes 292 amino acids.
AUGUCUGAGCGUAAAGUUCUUUCGAAGUACUAUCCUGCGGACUUCGAUCCGUCGGCUAUCACGCGUGUGCGCAAACCCAAAAAUGCCGGCCCACGAGUCCAGACGGUCCGCCUGAUGGCGCCGUUCAGCAUGAAGUGCACCAGCUGCGGCGAGUACAUCUACAGAGGGCGCAAGUUCAACGCGCGAAAGGAGACGCCGGACGAGAAAUACCUAGGGAUCCAGAUCUACCGCUUCUACAUCCGCUGCACACGCUGCAGCAGCGAAAUCACAUUCAAGACCGACCCCAAAAAUCAAGAUUAUGCGUGCGAGCGAGGCGCGACGCGCAACACGGAGCCCUGGCGCCAAGCGGUGGAGGAGACAGAUGAGGAGCGUUUAGACCGAUUAGAGAAGGAGAAGGAGGAAGAGGAGAAGAAUGCCAUGGUCGAGCUCGAGGCGAAAACUGUGGAUGCGAAGAGAGAGAUGGCUGUAGCGGACGCCCUAGACGAGAUCAGGACAAGAAACGCACGGCUGGAGAGGGCCGACAGAGAUGGUGUCGAAGUCACAGUAGUGCGACCCGAGGAUGAGCAGCGCCUGAGGGAAGAGCAAGAAGACGAGGAGGCGGCGCGGAAAGCAUUCGCAUUCGCUCGGGCUCAGGAGCUGCUUGAAGAGCCGAUGGAUGAUUCGGACGAGCCUCUCUCAGAGUCCUCGGGUACUCCCUCGGCUACUUUCUCAAAUUCAAACGGCGAUGUUGGUAUUACAGCCCACACUGCUGCAGUCAAUGUCCCCGCAGCUGCACCUGCCAAGGACAUGCCGCCACCGCCAAGUUUCAAGAGGCAGGUCAAAAAGAAGAAGGACCACGCCGCCUUGUUGGGCAUCAAGAAGAAGCCGUCUUUGGUAUGA